AUGACAUCUUCAGAAGGACUCCUUGACGACGGAGAACCUUCAGCCACUGCAAUCACUCAAGAGAGCUCAGCUGAACUCUACACGAAAUCAAAUUAUGCGAGUUCAUCAAUGAAAUCACAUUACACAACUGAGGAUUCUGCAUCAACUUUGACUUCUGCGUCGUCAGAAGUGAAUACUGAUGGAGGAACAAUUUCUGUAACUUCAGAAUCACCCACAGACAGCUUGACCCUGCAGACUAUAGAGCUUUCAUCGCUAACAACUGAAGAAAGCGAUAAUUUGGAAAAAGACGGAGAAACGUCAACUACUGCUGAGACACACGAGUUAGUGCUGAGUUCAGUCGACUAUUAA
Messenger RNA from Anisakis simplex (herring worm), 348 nucleotides. The record is from the annotation of a GenBank genome assembly. Lineage: Eukaryota; Metazoa; Nematoda; Chromadorea; Rhabditida; Anisakidae.